Molecule: messenger RNA, 1347 nt
Organism: Aspergillus versicolor CBS 583.65
Lineage: Eukaryota; Fungi; Ascomycota; Eurotiomycetes; Eurotiales; Aspergillaceae
Exons: 7
Coding region: 39-1250 (403 amino acids)
Source: RefSeq, a predicted model, not a curated record
UAGGUGACCCCGACGGGUGGAGAUAUUGUGGCAAUGAUAUGAAUAUAGUUGAGAGAGACCAGAGCGCCAACUUUAUCAUUUUCGUAAGGAGCGAUAUCAAUGACACGGACAAGUCCUUCAAGCUUCGAUUCCAAGAAGAGUUCCGUCCGGUGCUAGACGCCGAUAUUAACGGGUCUUUCGACUGCCAUUAUGGAUGCUCACAAUCCCGCGUAUGGCCAGAAGUCUCGUGGUCAUGCUUCAAAAUCAAAGAAGUCAAAAAAGCAGAAGAGUAUAGCUGGAAACAACCAACCAUCCAUGUCCAGUGGAACGCAGAAACCGGCCGCCAAAUCGUCCACGUAUUUGGUUUCAAUCCAGAUCGACAGAGCGUCUUCAUGGAUAAACUCCCGACGGCGGCCGAGCGCAAGUGUAACCCGUUCUCCUUACACGCUGCAUUCUCCCGGAUCAUUCUCGAACAGUAUAACGAUGCGUUUUGGUUGUUGAGAGACCUGGUGCGGCACCACGAAAAGGCACGAUCAAAGGAGAAGAAGGCGAAGAGGAAGAAAAGCAAGGCCGAAAAAGAACAUGAAAGGAAGAUAUUCCCCCUUCUCCACGAUAUCGCACGGCAUCUCUUCCACUACCAAGAAACGAUCGAAGUCGCCGAGCACACGCUGCAGGUGAUGGCCAAGGAACUUCUCAAUUGGCGUCACGAAGACGGAAGCAACAUCCAACAGAACAUAGGGACCUGGCUGGAGGCGCGUCGACGGAUCCUCCACGAGGAGAAACGGGCGCACUCACUCAAGACGCGGUCGAAGUCUCUGAACGAUAGGCAUCAGAACGAGAUCAACCUGGCAUUUAACCUGGUAUCGCAAGACUUCGGGCGAGACGCACGAUCCGACAGCAACAUGAUGACGACGGUCGCGUUUGUGAGUAUGGUGUAUCUGCCUGGGACGUUUGUGUCUGGCCUGUUCGGGACCAAUUUCUUCAGCUUCCAGGCUGACCCCGGUAAUACGUGGCUCACGGCCGAUGAGUUCUGGAUGUACUGGGCUGUUACGAUCCCUCUGACACUGCUUACUCUGGGGGUCUGGGGAGUUUGGCACUGGUGGGAUACGUAUGUUGGCUGGGUGCAGAAGAUGCGCGACAAGAAGGCCAAAAGCACCAAGCCGGACGAAAAGGAUGCGACGGCCGACCGGAAUCCGGAACCUUUCAAUUUGCGACGGCGUAUACUUACAGCUACGAGAUUGAACGAGAUACAGCGGAAAGAGACGGUGUGAGCGCCGGGAGAAUGCAGCAGCUUCGAAGGGAAACGAUGUGAAUGGAUAUUGAUGACUAUAUAUGAGUAACGAACACGUAAUGACGCUAUGCAAUCAA